Molecule: messenger RNA, 3614 nt
Organism: Liolophura sinensis
Lineage: Eukaryota; Metazoa; Mollusca; Polyplacophora; Chitonida; Chitonidae
Exons: 4
Coding region: 135-836 (233 amino acids)
Molecular function (GO): peptidyl-prolyl cis-trans isomerase activity; calcium ion binding
Source: RefSeq, a predicted model, not a curated record
GUGGAAAGUUUGCUCGAUAAAAACUUUCUCCCAAAAGGUUUUUAAAAAUUCAUUACUUUUUUAAGCUCACAGGUGUGUGAAGUGACAGAGUUUCUGAACAUCUGAAGCCGACGUGAACUCCAUCGCAGAGUGAAAUGGCCGUGCGCGAAAGUUUGCGAUGCCUUUGUGCAGCGGGUUUGUUUAUUUUCGUUUUGAACUGCAGUAUGAUAGUUUGUGAAGACGAUUUGAAAGAUACCCAGGACGCAGAGGAAGGGCUUGAACAACUGAAAGUGGACAUAGUAUACCACCCAGGGGAAGACAAAUGUGAAAGGGUGGCCAAAAAUGGCGAUCAGUUGAAAAUGCACUAUACUGGGAAACUGUUGGAUGGAAAAAAAUUCGACUCCAGUCAUGACAGGAAGGAGCCGUUUGAGUUUCAGCUGGGACAGGGUAUGGUGAUUAAAGGCUGGGAUCAGGGUCUUAUGGGAAUGUGCGUGGGGGAGAAGCGUAAACUGACGAUUCCACCUCAUCUGGGCUAUGGGGACCAAGGGGCAGGUGAUACUAUCCCAGGGGGAGCUACUUUAAUAUUCGACGUGGAAUUAUUGUCAAUUGGAGACGGUCCCAAGCCGCAGAAUGUUUUCAAGGAGAUUGAUGCUGACAAUGAUAAAAAACUGUCCAAAGAUGAGAUUCGGGGUUAUCUAAAGAAACAGACUGAAGAACACGGCGAUGAGAUUGAAGACAUGCCAGAUGCCGAACAAAGUGAGCACAUGAUUGAAGAAAUUUUCAAGCACGAAGACAAAGAUAAAGAUGGAUUUAUUUCCCAUGAAGAGUUCUCUGGGCCAAAACAUGAUGAAUUGUAAAGUCUUCCGACUGUUUCCAUGAGUAACAAGGUGACUGGUACCUUGCUUGAAACUUGCAAACUUUUCUUUAGAGCAUUUCUUUAGAGCAUUUCUUUAGAAAAGCAAGUGUACAAAUUAUGGUAUGAAUUGCAGUAUUUGAUAUCUGAACGUGGGGAACAGUAAAUUUUACAGUGGAAAUAUUAAAGAUGGAAAUUGAGAUUUAGUGAUUUUAUUCUGACAUAAAAACUUAUUCCGAGCCUGUAGUCUGAUGUUAAAGAGGUCAGACUGUUGUAAUAUCAAUCUGAUUGGUUGUUUUGAUACACAAGUUGGAUUAUGCUAUUCUGACAAGGUCACUGAUUCACAGCAAGGUACCAGUCAAAAGUUUUGUUAAUCCUCAUUGACUGGGUGUAAUUGUCGAGUUAGUCUGUCGAAUCUGAAUGGUUCAGUGAAAAUGGUGAAAUCAUUCGAUGGUAGUGUUCAACAAACCGCAUCUUGUAAAUCUGGCUGUAUGCAGCACACUUGUCCUGUUUUAUUUUUAAAGUUUACAUGUAGAUCCGAAAAAUAGCAUCCUGUGAACAAGGACUUUGGCAUUAAAGCUAUCAUGACAUCCCAUUUCAAACAUGUCAUGAAUAUGUAUUUUGAUGAGCAGUUUUUUCCAAUUUGUGUCUUAAAGUGCGUGAGUGUGUGUAAUUUAUUGUAGAUCUCUAAACUGGGCAAGAUUUGCUCAAAAUUCUUUAAAAAAAGUUAUACUCACAAAUUUUCUUCCAAAAAAAAAAAAUGUCAUUUUACUCAUGCAAAGUUUAUUUUUCAUCAUUAUUUUUGAGAGUUUUUAUAAAUGUUUAUAUUUCGAGGUGUGGAAUGUAGGUAAUUUUCUUUGCAUUCAAAGAACUGCCUUCAUUUCAGAAUAUUUUUGGUGAAAUAGAUGCAAAUAUAAAUUCAUCCCCUUUAUUGAUGUGAUUUUUACUUCAGAAUGGGAAAGAUCAAAAGACAUGAAUGCACUCUGGCAUCUUUGUGAUGCCAUUUUCAUGAUAUUGGUAAUUUGUAGGAACUUAAACUUCUUUCUCAAAGUAAAUAUUUAGAUAUUGUUGAUCGUCCCUGGAUGAGAUGUCGUCAUUAACUUAGUAAGAAAUGCCUUCACUAACAGUGUAGCUCUGCAUUAAAUGUCUUGGUAAACUGUAGAUUAAAUGUCUCAGUGAACUGUGGAUUAAAUGUCUCGGUGAACUGUGCAUUAAAUGUCUCUGUGAACUGUGCAUUAAAUGUCUCUGUGAACUGUGCAUUAAAUGUUUUGGUGAACUGUGGAUUAAAUGUCUCAGUGAACUAUGGAUUAAAUAUCUUGAUGAACCGUGGAUUAAAUUUUGUAAACCAAACUGUGGAUUAAAUGUCACGGUGAACUGUGGAUGAAAUGUGUUUGUUUGAUAAGAAGUGUCUAUCAUUAGUGGUGAUGAGAUGUCUUGAUCAUAUGUGGAUGAGAUGUCUUGAUCAUAUGUGGAUGAGAUGUCUUGAUCACAUGUGGAUGAGAUGUCUUGAUCACAUGUGAAUGAGAUGUCUUGAUCACAUGUAGAUGAGAUGUCCUGAUUGUCUAUGAAUGAGAUGUCUUGAUCAUGUGCGAAUAAGAUAUCAUCAUCAUCUGGGGGUGAGAAGACUUGAUCAUCUAUGGAUGAGAUGUCUUAAUCUUCUGUGGAUGAGAUGUCUUGAUCAAAUUUAACAGAAAGGUCUUGAUGAAUUGUUGAUAAAAUGCCUUGAUGAAUCCUGGAUGAAAUGUUGCGAUAAAGUGUUCAGAUUUUGACAGAAACUGCCAGGACAUUUCCUGUAUCUUCCAUGUUUGUUCGUUGAUGUUUUAUGUGUGGCAAGACUUGACGCCAUAGUGUCAGUGAUUUUCCCACAAUCCCACCUGUUUUAGCUGUCUGUUUGAUCACAUUUCCCUAGACAUUCACUUGUUGAUAUGUGCACAUUACGAAUAGAAAACAUUGUCUUACCAUCUCCCCCUGGUGCUUUUGCUGCAUGCUUGAAAAUAUUGUUAUUUCCACUUCUUUGAGUUGACAUUCAUACAUCUUUUAGAAUGUUUAGGUUCUGUUUUUAUUCACUUUUUCGAUGCCUUGAAAUUUAAAUAUUAACAGUGGCAUCAAUUCCAAACUGACACUUGAUUAUUACAUUGCAUGUAUUAAAAUGCCCUCAUGAACAUUCCAAUAAAGAAACUAUUAAUUAAAAAAAAAGUUUUAUUUAUUGCUGAAAAUAACUAGGAUAUUAACAUUUAUUGUUUUAUGCAUUUAAUAUAAUAGACCGCUCAUUUUUUCAGUUUGUAUAUCCGUCAUAUACUGAAUUUAACUGCGGUUAAGGUUUUAAAAACAUUUGAUUACUUCAAAUUUUUGACGUUUGUGCAACUUGAUAUUCUAUGAUUAUUACAUGGGGGAUUAUUUUUAUGCGUUAUAUCUGGGGAAUUCCAAACUUCUGUGUUAAAAUCAAAUUCUCUUUGUGACAUUAAUUUGGGGCAAAAUUUGAUUGUCCGUGAUUUUUUGGGCAAUUCCUGAGUGAGGUUUUUUUUUUUUUUUUUUUCAUCAGGUGGUUAGAGAAGAUCUGUUUCAUCAUUGCUUUUAAUUACAUCUGCAUGUAUGCAUUGCUUAAUAUUUUAAAUUAAUGUUAGGAAGCCAAUUUUAAGUUAUUAACAAAUGUAAAAUGGUUCAAACUACUGAAAUACAUCAUUGAAAUAUCGAGUUUGCUGUGAAAACACAUUUAUUUUGUCACUGGUGUUAUUAGCUAUUUAUCUGCCUUUUGUGUGAAAAAAAAAGGUAUUCAUUGCAA